Molecule: messenger RNA, 705 nt
Organism: Amaranthus tricolor (Joseph's coat)
Lineage: Eukaryota; Viridiplantae; Streptophyta; Magnoliopsida; Caryophyllales; Amaranthaceae
Product: putative invertase inhibitor
Exons: 1
Coding region: 1-585 (194 amino acids)
Molecular function (GO): enzyme inhibitor activity
Source: RefSeq, a predicted model, not a curated record
AUGAACUCAUCUUAUGUCCUCCAAUAUUCUCUUGUCUUCAUAUUUUCUCUGCUUGUUCCUCACCGAUGUGCCGCCCCUAUCGAAAAACUCUCGGCUGAUACAAUCAGCAAAACAUGCGAGCAAUGUGCCCAAAAAGCUUCAUCUAGUUUAACCUACGACUUUUGUUAUACAUCACUCGACGCAGUUCCCCUUAGCCAUGUUGCGGAUCCUGCAGGCCUAGGGCUCAUCGCACUGGAAUUAGCUCUAGAGAACACGACAACCACAGCAUCGACCAUAAGCAGUAUCCUAAACAAAAAUGAAUCGAAUCCUGGUUAUAGCUGUCUAAAGCAAUGCUUUGAGCUAUAUCUUGAUAUAAGCGUAAAACUGGAAGAGAGUAUUAAAGACUUUGUGUAUGGAAAGAAUUAUGAUGUUGUAUACUUGUGGGUUAGUGAAAUAAUGCAACAAACUCAUGUAUGUGAAGCAGGGUUUAAGGAGAAGGGAGUUGAAUCUCCUCUAACAAAGGAGAACCAUAACUUAAGUCAACUGUGUAGUAUUGUUUUGUGUAUAAUGGACUUAAUUAGAUCAGAUCUUAGAUCAUGGUUCUGAUUCAGUUUCAGUUAGAUGCAUCUAACAGCAUUUCAUCUUGUGCAAUUGCGUUGUAGCCUCAAGGAGGCAAUAUAUAACGAAUGAUGCUUUUCGAAUGCACGAGAUGCUAUGUUUUUUGAA